CUCUGGAGGCAAAAGAAAGCCAGGAAGAAGCAACAUUCUUCUCUAUAGCGGACAACUACAUGGAAUGCCAUACAUCCUCUCGUCCUUGAACCGCCACUGUUUGUUCUCUUUAUUCUCAUUGUUUUCUAGACUCAAGUCCUGCAUCCGGAGAUACUUCUUUCUUCCCUCUUUAAGAUGUGACACUCGACGUCUGAACCAUCCCCAUCUCUUUCCCCAUCCUCAGACCUCACCUCAUCUCAUCUCAUCUCACUUCAUCUCAUUUCAUCUCAUCUUCUCUCCUCUUCUCUUCUCUUCUCUUCUCCCGCCCAGCUUAACUCUCCUCCCUUCACCUUCGCCUUCACCUACACGCUUCAGCUGUCCUCACGCGCUCUUCCUCCAAUACCUACUAUUCAUAGCGCCCUCCCGCCGCGCGCUUGUUCCAAAUCCCUCGCCCCGCCACCCAAUCGUUGCUCGUAUACGCCCACUCUGCAUGUUUCUCCUCAGCUGCCCCAAUCAAUUGAGCUGUCGAUGACCUUGCCUUGUCCGCUCUGGGUUUGUUUGCCGCUUGCCUCCUCACCACGGCAUCCCCGACGCGCGAAGGGAUGCCGAGGGGCG
This is a messenger RNA of Amorphotheca resinae ATCC 22711, 594 nucleotides long. RefSeq lists its product as hypothetical. The record is from RefSeq and is a predicted model, not a curated record. Lineage: Eukaryota; Fungi; Ascomycota; Leotiomycetes; Helotiales; Amorphothecaceae. Bases 65 to 511 code for a protein of 148 amino acids. The transcript has a single exon.